AUGCACUGGCUUCGUUGUUUUCCGAUAAUAUUAGAGAUUAUUUUAACGAUUCACCAUGCAGGAGCUGCAGCAGUGUUAGGACAGAGGCUCUCGUUUGUAGCGCAAAGCACAUGUACAUAUGAUUACGAAGUUGCAGUCCAUACUGCAAGAGGUACACGCUCCACAGUCAGCGAAGGAUUUCAUCUUCAUGCGCUGGUCGACUUAACACCAGCAUCACGCGACUUCAAUGGGAGGGAACAGUCGCAUCUCAUUAAGCUUGACGUGCGGGAACCCCGCUUAAGGCGCCUACAACAUGGGCGUGUUCCUGCCAAUCACCCUGUCAAUGAAGAGUUUGAAGAGCAGCUGUCAAAGCCCUUUUACUUCCAGCAGGAAGAUCAUGGUACUAUUACUGACGUUCUUUUCCCAAAGAGGUCUGAGUCUCCCGAAAUUGCUGCCUUCAAAAAAGGUAUUGCAGGCGCAUUUCAGCUAAACCUUAGGGACGCGCACAGAUCCAACAUCUAUGAAGUACAAGAACACGAUGACUCUGGUUUCUUUCGAACAAAGUACAGUGUGAUGUCAGCCAACGAUACGCAUGCUCAUCUGCAUCGCACCUGGACGAACCAAGAUUACCAAACGUUUGCAGACGGCACCCCAGCCAAGGCAGAACACAAGGUGCAGUCUCAGCACAAUGCGUAUAUUCAUGUGAAAGACGGUAAGGUAGAGAGAGUUCACCGUACUAAUAAAGCAUUUUUUAGACCUGCCAAUGGUCAUCCAAGGGCCGACAACUUCGAAGGAUUUAAAGGCCAAGAGCAAGACAUUGAAAUGUCAACAAAGGGAUACAGCAAACUGACGUUAAGAUCUUGUCUAGGACCUGAACACCAUCGUUCCAAGCGAUCAGCAACAGAGGAACAGCAUUUAAAGAUAGCUCGUACUCUUAUCAGAGACAAUCUUUUGUUUACUGACACUGAGAAGAUAAACUGGUCCAAGAUCGGUGGAGAGAAGAAAAAGCCGAAGCCUUUCUAUGAAGUACUGCGCUGUUUCACCGACAAAAGUAUGAAGGAGCGUCAAAUCGCUGAUUGCUCUAAUGAGAUGCAUCGUAUGGUUCGCGAAGAUGAAGACGCUUUUCGAACAAUCAAUCGACUUGUUCGGGAUCGAAGUCACCAAAACAUCACGUCUUGGGCAGUAUAUGUAGCAGCACUUGCCGGUCACGGAAAGUACCAGGCCCAAAACACUUUAGCGCAAGCAGUUAGGGCAGAUUACCCUCGACCUCUUAGCAAAGAAGAGUAUGAGACACUUCUGAUCGGAAUUUUUUACUUACCAGAAGGUCCACUUCACUCACAACUCUUUGAUGCCUUGUUAAACCUUGUGUCACGAGAAGAGAAAGGAGAUGAAGUCACAUCUACAGCGAUGCUUGUCUUAGCAGGACUAGCUGAAAGAGCACAGAGAUCGGGGUACAAUGACACCUUAUGCGAAAGCGUCGCUGACAUGAUCCACAACAGGUACCAAAACAGAUCAACAUUGUAUGAUCCCGACAGCUCGGACCACGAAAUACAGCUAAGAGACCACAUCUGGGCCUUUGGAAAUCUCGGACAUCAUUCCGGACUUCCAGUUAUCCUUCAACACAUUGACCACGAUAACUCUGGUAUACGAUCGGCAGUGAUCUCAGCAUUACGCAAGCUUCCUCCAGAGCACACGAAUCAACACUUAAUGAAUGCACUAUACGCAGAUGAACAUCCCGAUGUUAAAACUGCCGUUAUUAAUAUCUUUGUUGAGCGUCAUCAACAUUUAAGCGACUCAGUGGUAAAAGGCCUAGAGCAUGCGCUGUGGCACGCCCCAGAAAGCGAAACUCUUGAUUCUAUGAUUAUUCAGCUCAUUGAAAAUCACGGUGACCACCCCAAGGCACUUUAUUUAAGGAAAAGACGACGAGCAAUUCAUCGCCAAAAACGUGCUCUCUUUCCAUUCCUCCGUCCAAGAGAGUUUGCUCUUGGCCGGUCAAAGCGAUGGUUGAAGACCUAUGGUGGCAAGUGGCUUGGAGCCGAAUCAAUCAUACAGUUCAUUAAUCAGGUAAAACUUAGAAUUGGCAUUUUUGGGGGAAAUUUUGAGAUUAAUCUUGACAACUAUGCGCAUAUUCAUGCCUACAUUCUCAAGUUUGGAUUUGAAGUCGUCCGAGGUAAAGCUGCUUUUAAGGCAUCCGCCAGUUUUAAGAAUGAUUUCCCGAAAGAUCUCAUCCACGCCGUUGCAGAUGCUGGAGAUGAUCUCCUUAAGCAGUUUGAUAGUAUUACGAGCGUGAUUGCUGAACAGAUAAACCAGUUUAUCAGCAAACUUGCUGGUUAUUUACCAUUGCACAUCGACAAAUUUACAGAGUUCGUCAACAAGCUCGUUCAGUUUGUGCAGAAUCUGGUGCAGCCUUUACGACCGAUUAAUGUGAUUGGAAAAAUCAUAAAAUUUACCAAAGAUGUUCUAAGCCGCCUCAAGGACUGGAAGUGGCUGACAGACAUGAUAAAGAAAAUACAACAAAGUCUCGGAAGGCUGACUGCCAUAGACGACGUUUUUCAAAACGUUAUUGCAGCUCUGGACAACAUCCUCGGCAUUGUGGGUAAAAUAACAAACUAUUUGCCCCAUAAUCUGCCGGGAAAUUUCAAUAUCAAGACACUCCUGAACAUUCUUCGCUCAGUCUCUGUCGACCUGCAUUUUGAUAAAAUCAAAGAAUAUUUCAAUUCCCUAGGGAUGUCUGUUCCUAACGGUUUCCGUUUCCAGCUUCCGUUCAAGUUCUCCAUCCGCCUUUCGUUUUCUCUGGAAACAUUUCAGAAAACUUCCUUAAAUCUUCUACGGUUUGCCAAUCGUUUCCUGGAUAUGUCUUCUUUGCUUGAUUUUCUCCAAAGCAUUAGAUUCCCCAGGUUACAGUUACCAGACAUGAACCAACGAUUCCCUUCUUUUCAAGGGAGCGGUUUUAACUUUGGUCUACGUUUUGAUUGGCGAAUCAGCCUAAAGUUCAAGCUCAAUCUGAAAUCACUGGGCUUCCAGAAUUUUAUCACUGUUUUAGAGAAACUUGGAGACUUUUUAGCACAGUUCAAACUCCCGGGUUUCGAUCUCGAAAAGUUUUUUGAAGAAAUAUUACCUGGCAAGAACUUAGAUCUUGGACUACUUUUCAACGAGCUUUUGGGCGGAAACUCUAACUCGAAUUUUACUAAUCCGGGUGAUGUUCUGCAAGAAUUCCUAGAGAAUCUUCUUGAAGUCCUUGACGUUCAAUAUGCGAAUGUCUCUGCAAUAGGUGAUAUCACAGAUUUCUUUCAGGAGCUCGGGCCGGCAAUGGAGCAGUUCGCGGAAAAGAACGUACAGCGUAUCUGUGGAUUGUAUAAACUGGCUUUGAAUUCAUCCCAGGAAUUUAAGGAGUUUGGAGAAAAUGUUGAGCAGGAAGGAAUUCAAGUGCUUCAGCUCGUAGAGAAUACUACCCAAAGUGCACUAACGGAACUCCUUAACUUUACUGUCCUUGUAGAUUCUCUAAUAGACGAAAUUCAACGUAACUUUACCACGGCUGCAAAAGGAUUCGUCUCAGACUCGCUGCAAGAGCUCACAGGCAAACUGAAAGAUAUUCAGAAUCUUGCAAAUGAUAUAGUGGACUUUGCCAAUGGGACAGCCUCAAAAGUCAAUGGUGCAUGCACCAAAGCUGCAAAUUUCUCCGCUGACGUAAUAGAUAAAGUUCAAGAAAACGCUCGUGAAGCACUUAUGGAGCUAGGAUCGUUCAUUGGACCUGUUGCCACAAACAUAAAAAAGGUUGGAGGACAGUUGAAAUCCGCUGUGUCUAAUGUCGAGACGUGGUAUGAAGAGAACAUGGCAGCUCGUGUCGGGAAGAUUUCUCGCGUUGCCCAGAUCAUAUCAGAUUUUCUUUCAGUUCUUAACACAAAGAAAGGGUUUCUGAAAUCCGUUCGUGAAAUAGCUGCUCGAAUCAACGAGGCCCUUGCGCGUCUCCGGAAUCUUCCAGCGUAUGCGAAUAAAGCAAGGAAAACAGUUGAUGAUAUACUUAACUUUGCAGACAAAGCUCAAGACUACGAAAAAGAGAUCCAGAAGCUUGAUAUAAGAAAGCAAUUUGGACUUGACUUUGAUCAGCGAAUAAGAGAUGUCUGCAACGAGUUUAAGACCAUCGCUGUUGAGACGCUCGACAAGUUUGGAAACUAUGACAUUGUCGAAGAAGUUGAUACGUUUUUCAACAAAGAGGCCGAUAAGCUCAUAAGCAAAGCCGUGUCGAAGUUUCUUAGAAUUAAAAAACCCAUCGACGAGAUGCAAGACGAAUUACGAAAUAUCAAGGCCAUGGUGCGUGAAAUGAUGGGUGUCUUAAUAGAGCUGAAGCCUUUCAUCAACAAUCUUUCGCCUAUUUUAGAGACGGCAGGUCAACUACCUGACUGCAAGCAGAUCAAGAAUAUACUCAUAGAGAGCACUAAACCAUGCGUCCGCAAAGCUUUUGGGGUUGGGAGAUACGUCAUCGAUCAGUACAAGGACUUCAAUAAGGAAGUGAGAGUUCUAUAUGACAUGGUUCCGGCUACAUGGAAGAACUUUAAAAUUCAGAAGUGUAUCAAGGGUGGAACUUGCAUUUCCAAAGCUUUUAUUGAUCAAGCUAAAACCAUUAAAGAUAAGGUUGAUGUCCUUAAAGACAACUUUAAAGAAGCGAGUGGAUACACUGACCUGCUUCAAACUUGCGAACAAGGGGUUGAUAACAUCACAGCUGUUAUCGACACGGUGAAAAUGUUAGUGGAACAAGUCCAGAAUUUUUCCCUUAAAGAUGAUGUUCAAAGAGUAAAGGCGGUUUUCCAAAAGAUCACUGGCCGACAGGCCGAGAACGAUGAGGGGAGUGGUAUUCAAAAGCGCUCCAUAAAAGAAGUAAAAGAAAGAAUCGAAAGAAUCGUGGACUAUGUACAGAAGGCAAGGGAAGCUCAGAAGAAAAUGCAAGACUUGCUCGAAAACACAUUCGAAGCAAUGAGAAAUGUCUACGAUGAUGCUGUUCUAGAACAUGUCAAAGCGGUUGAAGAUGUGCGUUCCAAACUUAAACUAUCAUACGAACUUUGGAAAAAGACAAAGAAUAUCAACCACGUCCUGCAAGCAUUAGAUACUGUUACCCAAGAUGCUUCAAAAUAUGCUGAGAGCUUAAAAGGUGUGACGAAUUCAUUCUCGAGCCCAAUUAUCGACCUCUUAUCUGAAACGGGAGAACUCAGUGAUGUUGUGAAGCCCUAUCUUAACAAAUACGCCACCAAAUUCACUGAUACUAUUACAAAAGUCAACAACUUUCUGGACAAGGUUACAGACUUUCUUAACAAGCUACAGCUGCGACAGAGAGGACUAGACCCCAGGGCUUACAAACCCUGGGAACAAAUACCCUAUUGUUCGGAAGAAGUUUGUGUACGAUCAAUCAAACGAUCGUCAUCACUUUACCUAAAAACCAUUUUCACUUGGAAGUUCCCACAUCUAGAUGACCUCUCCUCUAUGGACAAGAGUGGGCGUUGGCUGACCCCAGGUUUGUUUGAUGACUAUAAAGUAGAGGGAAUCUCAAGGCUCUCCAAAAGCGAGGUUAUUUUGGGUAUGCAUGGAGUCUCUAGCAACAAAGGGAAAGCAUCACUUUUAGUAGUAACCAACUUUGGUAAUGGAGUCAAAAAGAUAAUUCAACUUGGUAGUCAAGGAAGCCCUCUAGUUGUAAAAAUAGGAGGAGUGGCUGUUGCUCGAGAUUACAUCUGGAUCAGUGACAGCGCGUCAAACAAAAUUUAUUCCGUAAAGAAAUCUAGUGUGACAAGUUCAUUCUCGUCGCCAAAGCCAUCUUGGGUUGGUUUGUCCAAAUCUGCGUCAGUUGAAGGUACUGCAACUUCUCUUUCUUACGAUGAGCCAUCCAAUGUCCUUUGGGUAACAGACGGCAAAGGUGGAAAGGCCUACGGCUAUAAGCUAUCUGCUAACGGGGAUCUGUCUCCUUCUGGCCUAACACCCGACAGAGUAAUCAUCAUCGGAGCAAACGCAGAAGGCAUGGCUAUCGUCAGACAGUUCAGUACCGAGUAUGUUUGCAUCUCGAAAUGUGCCAUGAUUUCUGGUUUCCAAUGUAAGCUGGAGUUCCAUGACAUUAGUGGUGGUGAUGAGACCGGAGAAAACACGCUCUCUAGAGUCGUCAGAACCCCCUCGGGCUUAGAGUCCGUCUCCAGAGUUGACAGUGAAGUAAUCGCAGUGGCGUUCUCAAGUGGUACUUAUGCCGAGAAAGAUAAUGUAGAGCGUAUAGGUGGUGACUUUGAAGAAAGAUAUUUCUACCUAAGACUUCCGAUUUUGAAAAUGACUUUUGGAAUCCAAGAAAACUGCUUGUUCUUUACGGUUAUGAAUGACUACAUUCUGCGACCGCGGCGGUUGUUUCCAUUCGGAGACAUGAUUUGCGGAACUACACGAAAGCGAAGCACCUCGCAAGAGCUAUUGGAGUCUGAUGUUUACUCUGAGCAACUGGAAGAAGAUCAUAAGAGCAAUAGGAGAAUGCGCAGGCAAACCUCAGAUCUUGGAUCAUGUAUGACUUUGUUCCGUGGAAAUGUUCUUAGGGGAUAUCAGAAAUUCUUCCCUGAAUAUUCACAAACCAUCAUUGUGUUUGGCAUACCAGUAAGACUGUUCGCUGGGGCUGGUGGCUAUUAUAGUGUAGACUAUCAAGGGCAAGUUUGCACGAGAGACAAAGUUUUCAGACUUGGUCUCAUUCCUGGAGCUUGGAUCUCUGUAUACGCUGGUGCUUCUUUAUCAAUUUUUAUCGUAGAAGCUGGAAUUACGAUUGAAGCAAGACUUCUAGAAUCCUACUUCGUACCAGAACUACGAAUCAAGAUCGAUAAGUGGCCGCUUAAAGCUUGCAUAGAACUUAAGUUACGAAUGACUCCACUUCGCAUCAGAGUUUGGUUGUGGUACAGAUUCCGUCUUUGCAUUAGGAUCAGAUGCAAGUUGUUUGGAUGUAGUAUAAAGAUUAGAUGGUGUUCGAAGAAGACCCUUGCGGAGUGGUGGUGGUCAGCGAGAACGAUCGACCGGACGCUCUUUACAAAUUGCCACCAAGAUGUUGAUACGACGCCUCCUGUUGCUGGUGAAUGUACUGCAAGGCAAGCUGCCGACAAAAAAUAUUUCGUACAGUGGCAUGGAUUCUACGAAGAUACUAAAAUCAACAACUACCACGUCAGGAUAGGAUCCAUUCAGGGUUCUGGCGAUGACUACUCUGCAUGGGUGGGAACAUCUUUAAGCGUAGUUGUCAACGAUCUUCCAAUAAUGCACGGACGAGAUGUGUAUGUCAGUGUAUUGGCGACAAAUGACAUGGGGCGUGACAGUAAGUUAGUUAACUGCCCUAAAUUUACGGCGAGACGUAAGAGUCCUCAGAUUCGGUAUGUCUACGAUGGUGUCAAUGAACAUCAAGAUGUGGAUUAUCAGUCAGAUACAUACGCUUUAGGUAUGAAUUUUGCCUUCAAGAGCAAUAUAGAGGAUAUCGCAUACACAAAAUGGGGAGUAUCGUCCUCUCCCAGCUGCACGUUUAACGAAGCUGAAGCAGAUAUCGUUCCCUUGACCACUCUCGGUGACUCAACUACUAUCCAGACUUCUGGCCUGAAUUUGAUUCACGGCAAAAAAUAUUUCACACGCCUUUAUGCGAUGGAUUUGUUUGGAUUAAAAUCAGUCAUGUGCAGCGAUGGUAUUUUGAUUGACACGACACCUCCUUUUGCUGGGUAUUUCCAGGAUGGUGCUGGUGAAGCUGAUGCAAUGUUUCUCCCAUCGCUAAGGCGUGUUCGGGGAAAAUUCGAUCAUUUCAAAGAUCCUGAGAGCCCUCUGGUGAGAUAUGAGUGGAAGAUUUCAAGAAACAACACCGAUGAAGAUGUAACGUCAUUUGUAGAUAUUGCACUCACUCAACAGACACCCUUCAUGGAUGGCCUUUCUCUUGAAGCUGGUUUAACUUACAAACUAGUACUCCGUGGAACAAACGCGGCAGGACUUCAAACAGUUAUUGAGACAAAUGGAUUUGUGCCAGAUAAUACACCGCCGUAUUGCGAAGAGACUGCUAUUGACGUAACGAACGAUGAAGAUUUACUUGAUGUAGACUUUGUUAGAAAAUUGAGCAGUAUUCAAGCAAAAUGGAAAUGUGUAGAUCAGGAAAGUGGCCUUCGCGCACAACUGGUGGGAGUUGGUACUUAUCCAGGAGGAGAUGACGUGAGAGCAUUUGAAGAUGUCAACUUCGUUACCCACAAAGUCAUCCAAGGUGGUAUGCUAUUUGCGAGUUUCUCUGAUGUCAAUAUUCUUCCGCGAGUCAGAUAUCACGUCACCAUUAAGAUCAUAAAUGGAGCUAACCUCAAGAAAACUAUUUGGUCCGAUGGAAUUAUCAUUGACAAUACGCCGCCCACAGUGGCUUCACAAUACAUUAAAGAUGGCGUAGAGGGAAGGGAUAAGAACUACACUAGUGAAAGAUACACCUUUAGUGCGCACUGGGAACAAGCAUUUGCAGAUUCAGAAAGCAGCCUGGUUGAGUACCGCGUUGCUUUAGGGACUAACCCUGGAUUCAGUGACAUUCAGAAUUUUAAGACAGUUGGCUACCAAACCAGAGUGACCAUUGGAGGUCUUUUCCUGAGCAGUGGUCAGCGUUAUUUUGUUACAGUUGUUGGCUGCAACGGGGUUGGUAUGUGUAUUAAUGGCAGUAGUAACGGAGCCAUUGUGGACUUUAUUCCUCCACACACUGGAAAAGUCAUCACCGGACUAACAGGCCCUCCUCAGUUGUUUCAAUGGAUUAGUAAAUCAGUAUGGGCAAGAUGGAAUUGGUGUUUAGCGGAUGAGAAGAGAGUAUUUGGACCAGUCGACUCUAGUCAGUGCAGCAACGACAGCUUCUACGAUGUACAUAGUGGCGUUGCAGGUUUCGGUAUUUCAGUGGCCUCUUUGAAGAAUGACGACCUAUUGGCAGCGCCUAAGACGGCUGGACGGGUUAGGGUUACUGGGCGCAACAUUGACCUCGAAGAUGGAAUGUACUCAGUGGUUAUUGAAGCAAAAGAUAAAGCAGGUCUUGCUGCUCGCGGUUUAUCAAAUACAUUCAUCGUUGAUUCUAGUCCCCCUCUAAUAACGUACAUCCAGCAUGGACAUUUUGGCGAAACAUUGGCAGCUAUUAACAAACCGCGUAUUACUUUCAGAGCGUAUUUUGAAAUUGAGGACGAUUUAUCGAGAGUUGCGACGUACAAGGUGGGAGUUGGAAGCUAUCCUGGGGCUGAUGACGUCAUGAGAUUCCAAUUGAUUCCAUUAAGUAAACCAGAGUCUUCAUUGAGAGCCAACUGGACAGCGCCAAACUUGUUGUCCUUGGAAAGCAACCGACGUUAUUUUAUUACCAUUUGGGCCAUCAACAACGCUGGAUUGUUUAGCAUCAAAUCAUCGCCCCCUCUACUCUCUGACCUAGAACCCCCAAAAGGGGGAAUCGUCCUAGACGGAUGGGGCUCAGCUGAUGCCCAGUAUCAAAGCUACUCCACCCUUUUCCGUGCCCAUUGGUAUGGCUUUAUUGACUUCUCUGGUAUUGAAACAGUACUAUUAGGUUUAUCGAGCAAGGCAGACUCAAUUAGCUGCGAUGUGAAGAAGGAACAGAUUGUUCCAUCCAAUUCAAACUAUCAUGUCUUAUUUGGGCUGAACUUGACUUCUGGUCAAAGAUACCACGCAUGCCUCAAAAUGACAGACAGGGCCGGGAAUCAAGCGUUUUUUCACUCUAACGGAGUGAUUGUGGAUAGCACUCCUCCCCUUCUAGGCUCUGUGACCGAUGGAAGACCUGGAAUGGAAAUUGACGUACAAAUCGAGAGUUCAGUUCUUCGAGCCUCUUGGUUUAACUUUACCGAACAAGAAACAAAAAUAUUAACUUAUCAGCUGGCAUUCGGCACGUCUCCUGGAGCCCAGGAUGUGCAACAAUUUACAGAUGUAGGGCUCGUAAACACAGCUGCAAGCUCUAGAUUACAAAUUUCAGAGUUGACAAGUGGCAGUCGUUAUUAUGCGACAGUGAUUGCAUUUAAUCUGCUUGGUAUGCCUAGUGCAAUGGUUUCCUCCAAAGGUGUUUUGGUGGAUUUCACACCUCCCGUUUUCUCAGAACCGGUUCUCGAUGGUGACGAUCCAAAUCAAGACCUAAGUUUUACUUCAGGAAGUUCCUUGGCUGCCACAUGGACCUGCGAUGAUUCAGAAACAUCUUUAGCGUCCAUAGAGAUUGCCUUUGGUUUACAGCCUGGAGAAGACGAUGUUAUGAACUUCACAAGCUUGCCGAUUCACAAAACAUCGUUUACAAUAGCGGGCAAUCUUCAACUGGGAUAUCGUUACUUUGCAACGAUAAAAUGCACCAACAAUGUGGGCCUUAAGGCAAUUGCUGUUUCGAACGGUGUUGUCUUUGAUGACACUCCUCCAGAUUUAAUUUAUGUCCAAGAUGGGAAAUACCAAUACUCUACAAGAAACUUGACUGUAGAAUUCAAAUUUGCUGACUCGGAGAGUGGUGUAAAAGAAUAUGCAGUGAAGGUAUUCAGCUCAGUCGAAGACGCUCACGGAUUCUUCAGUUUCAACGGCAAUGUCUCCACAGCGGCUUUGAUUUUAGCCAAAGAUCUUGAUGGUGGGAGAAGGUAUUUUGUCAAUGUGACAGCAGUGAACGGUGUUGGGUUGGAAACUACUAUGAAAUCAGAUGGAUUUACCGUGGAUACUUCGCCUCCGGUAUGCUUGCACGUAUGGGAUGGUCAGGGAGAUCUUCAGCAGGACUUAAAAUACGCUCCAAGCUCAAGCAAACUGAGCAUUUCAUGGUUGUGCUAUGAUAAUGAAUCCCCGAUACUUCGCUAUCGUUUCUCAGUUAAAAACUUACGCACGAGCGAAUACGCUAUUCCUUUUUAUACUUUAAAGACACCUGUAAACUCCACAGGGUCUGCAAUAAUAACAGGAGGAGGUCGAAUUUCAACAGACUAUAAAGAAGGAGAAACCUACGUCGUUGGUAUUGAGGUUCUUAACGCUGUCGGCCUGUCCUCAGUAAAUUGGACGGAUGGCGUUAUCAUUGAUAGCUCCCCUCCUGAAGUGAACGACUUAAAAUUAACAUAUGAUCCAAAUAAUGAUUCUGUGAGCGCUUCAUGGACUGCGAAGGAUGACCAAAGUGGACUCGCGUGUGUCGCAUGGGGAUUGGGAACUAAUCCAGAGAGUAACGACAUCAGAAACUUUACAAAAGUGUCAAUUUCUAUGUCAAGCGUUUUGAUUUCAGAUAUUCCUUUGCUACUUGGUCGGACGUAUUUCUUGAGGCUCCUUGCUGUAAAUAACGCCGGCUUAUCUAGUAAAACAGCAUCAAAUGGCGUCAUAAUCGACCGAACUGCGCCGGACCCUGGCUUUGUGGUUGCUCAGUAUGUUUUCCCAACCAAUUAUGAUCGGAACAAGAAUGAAGUACCAGGAUCAUUGAUGGUGGUAACUUGGACAGGCUUUGUAGAUCCUGAAAGUGGUAUUAGACAGACUAGUUGGGCUGUUGGUGAAGAUCUUCUUUCGCUUAAAUCAAGUGCCGACGAUUUUUAUACCGAUGUUAUCGCAGACGACUCAGUGGGUGGAGUGGUGAUCAGUAAUCAAACCCUCGUCGGAAAUAAGACUUACUUCGUCUGCAUUCGAGUUAGAAAUGGCGCUGGACUUCAAAGAACUGAUUGCUCGUCUGGAUUGUUUGUCAUACUUGGAAAGUUUUCUGCUGGGGUAGUAAGCGAUGGCCCAGUAAUUUCAGCGAAGGAUAUUGACUUCCAACUAGACGACAAAGCAAUUUGGGCGCACUGGAGUGGCUUCAAGGAUCCAGUAUUUGGUAUCUUCAGGUAUGAUUGGUGCAUUAGGGAUCAACCGCCUAACCCUUCUGGAUCUGAUCUUUGUAAGUGGCCAUUCUUGGAGUCACAUCAUCUGAAAACGUCCACUAACCGCUUCCACAACCUGACACUUGAACACGGCAAGAAAUACUAUGUUACAGUGAGAGCUGAGAACUACAGAGGAGAGCAUGUCAGUGCUUCAUCGGAUGGUGUUGUUGUCGAUCGAACGCCCCCAAUAGGAAAGUCACUUCAAAUAUCUCCCACAACUGGAAAAGGAAGUUUGUACGUGAACGCACCUUCUGCCCCUGUAGUCACGUGGUCCAUAGACGAUCCUGAAAGCGGUAUAAGCCAUUUUCUUGUGGGUGUAGGUAGUUUCCAAUUCCAAGACAACUUGCUAGGGUUUCAACGUGUAGACAGCCUUAGUCGUUCCAUCGACUUGGACCAACUUAAUUUUACUCUCCACCAAGGACUAGUCUUUCACGUAACAGUUAUUGGAGUCAACAUGCUUGGCCUGAAAACCACUCUGACAUCACAGCAAGUUGUAGUGGACUGGACGCCACCACAAUCUGGUCUUGUAAUUGAUGGAAAUCUUACCUCCAUGGGUAGUCAAGAAUUCUUCGAUAUAGAUUAUCAGUACGAGAAUGGGGUACUGUCUGCCCACUGGAAGGGAUUUCAAGAUACUGAGAGCGGUGUCGUUGAAUACAGCUGGUGUGUUGGAACAACGCAAGGCGCCUGCAACGUACACAACAUGACGUCUGCAAAUCUCCAAACAAGAGCGCAUUCUUACGUUGUCCUUAAAGAAGGUCAGAGGCACUUCUUUACAGUAGAAGCUCUAAAUGGUGCUGGAUUAAAAGAAACAGCUUACUCUGAUGGCGUUAUGCUGGACAGUACUCCGCCAAGCGUUGGGGAAGUUUUACUGGCUAGUGAAACUCAAAAACAAGCAGAUUCGCUGCCUCCCUACAUCAAGCAACAAAGUGAUCGUUUGUUAUCGUUUUCCUGGGAAGCACCUUUCGAUACAGAAAGUGGAAUUUCUUCUGUAGAGUGGUGCGCUGGCUCAAGACCGGAAUUAUGUGAUAUUGUCCCAUGGACAGAUGUAGAAAGAAGUAGAACGUGGAUCAAGCACUCUCUUUCGCACCCGCUUGCAUCAGGGGCUAUAGUAUUGAUUAGAGUUAAGGUGACAAACGGUGCUGGCAUGAUAUCGACUGCCAUCUCUAAACCGCUGCUUAUUGAUAAUACUGAGCCAACAAAGGGUGCCGUAAUAGUAGGAGACACAUUGGAAACUGAGUACCUGCGUAAAGAAGAGCCUGUUACGGCAGAUUGGAGCGGUUUCUCUGAUCAAGAGAGUGGAUUGAGUCGCUUUGAGUGGGCUGUUUGUCACGCUGGUUCUACAAAAGACUGCAUCACUCCGUUUGUCGAUGUUGGACUUAAAAGGAGCAUAAGGAAUUCCGCUCUUGACAUCAAACCUGGAGUUUGCUAUGUUGUCGUGGUGCGGGCCCACAACAAGGUGGGGUUGUUUAGUGAGGCUGUGUCUAAUCAGUUCAUGCUUGACCUCACGGCACCGAUUUCCGGCAUUGUAUACGAUGGCUCGGACGAGAGAAAUGACGCAGCACUGCAGAUAUCUGAAAGUGAAAUUUCCGCCAAUUGGUCGCCGUUUGCAGAUUCUAAUAGUAGAAUAACCGAGUACGAAAUGUGUGUGGGAACAGCACCAGAAAAAUGCGAUGUAAGUGACUUUGUUAGUUUUGGAAUGGCUCUUAAAGGUACAAUCACUGGUUUAAGUCUGAAUCACUCUGGGCGAUAUUUUGUCACUGUUAGAGCAACGAACGAGGUUGGCUAUAGCAGCUUGGCAGCCUCUAAUGGUAUUCAAGUUGACAGUACUCCUCCUGUUGCGGGCAAAGUCAGAGAUGGGGAGACACUUGCGGACAUCGAUUUCCAAGCUGGCGGUGCAUUUAUUUAUGCCAACUGGGACGAGUUUCAGGAUGUAGAGUCUGAGGUAACCAGGUACGCAUGGUGCGCUGGAACAAUAAAGGGAACCUGUGACAUCAUUCCUGAAACGGAUGUUGGUGAACACACUGCUUUUGGUCAGCAGAUUCGUCCUUCCUUAGCUACAGGAAUGGCUGUGUUUGUGACGGUUAGCGCUUACAACGGUGCAGGGGCAGUUACAAGGAGGUCUUCGGACGGUGUUAUAGUAGACAGCACCCCUCCUGAUAUCUCUAAGGUAUUCGACCUACAGUUACGAUCGCCUUUUGAUGAUAAAGACUACAUAACUGCCAAAGACGCUUACUGUGUCAGCUGGGAAACAAAGGAUAUUGAAAGUAGUGUAUUAAAGAGCGAAGUGUCCAUCUGUGCAGCCAUCGACGAGACCAACUGUUUGCUACAGCAGAUGGAUGUUGGAAAUCGUACUAUAAUUUGCAUUGCUGACUUAGAGCUUCAAGAGGGCGUGAAGUAUGUAACGACAGUUCGUUCUACAAACGUUGUCGGUGGAUCUAGAGAGUCGUCAUCGGAUGGCUUCGUGGUUGACUCAACUUCCCCAGUAGUGGGUGAAAUCAUGCACGUUGAGAAUCUACCUUUAGGAGAAGGUUCUGAGGUGUUCACCGACUCGGAGAUAUCGGUAGAGUGGAGUGGAUUCUUUGACAAGGAGAGUAGAGUCGAGAAAUAUUAUCUUUGCGUGGGCACCCAGCCUGGCGAAUGUAAUAUCAUGAAUUUCACUGACCUAGGUAACGCUUCUAGUUACACUCUGCGAAACCUGCAGCUUCUUCAAGGCGAGACGUACUUUGUUUCUAUAAGGGCACAGAACAGAGCUGGUCUGGUCAGUGAUGUUAAGUCCUCAAGUGGCGUCAUCGUUGACAAGACAGGUCCUCUAUCUGAAGGACAAAUUAUGGAUGGAACAAAUGAAGGUGCAGAAAUUGACAUUCAACAAAGCAGAACCCACAUAGCAGCUCACUGGAAAGCAUUUGAAGACCUUGAAAGUGAAAUCAUUCGUGUCACGUGGUGCGCCGGCUUGUCACCAGGCUCUUGCGAUCUGGUCAAUGAAACUGAACUUACCACAUCCAGUACGUCCGUGAGCAAGGUUCUCGUUGAACCCGUGACGAACGGUGGGCGGUACUUUGUCACAGUGAAGGCAAUGAACGGUGCAGGUGUCCAAACCUCACUGACAUCGGAUGGAGUGACAGUGGAUGAAACGCCACCAACAUCCGGAAAUGUUAUUGAUGGAAGUGACGCAGAUGUCAAAUAUGUGAAUGGGGAACAAGACAUCCGUGCACAUUGGUUCAACUUUGAAGACUUAGAAUCUGGCAUCGAAUCCUAUGAGAUCGCUUUAUGUGACGUCAGGAACUUUUCCUCUUGCCCACAACCUUUCAUUGGAGUGGGACGAGCUACAAACGUUUCAGUAACAGGAUUGGACCUCGAGAGUGGCGCUCAGUACUUUCUCAUCGUUAGAGCCAUAAACUUCGCUGGUCUCCAUGUUCAAGCUUCCUCCGAUGGAUUUACAGUUGAUUUUACCCCUCCCUUGGCAAGUACAGCAAGAUUAGGAACUGGAAUUGAGCCCGCCAAAUACCAAUCAGAUUUGACGAAGUUGGUUGUAAGAUGGGAUCCAUUUCUUGACCCUGAAAGCAGAAUUUCGGAGUAUCAAGUAUGCAUCACGUCCGUGCCUGGGAACUGUACAAUCACUAACUAUAUUGACGUUGGAAUGAAUACAAGCUUCACUUUCCAUAGCUUACAACUUCUCCAUGGUGAAGCCUAUUAUGCCCUUAUCAAAGGAACAAACGAGAUUGGAUUAUCUUCGGAGAGAACAACGAAUCGAUUAUUGAUCGAUGCAACACCCCCUGUCUUAAAAGACAUCGACAACGGUCCGAUCAACACAACUCAUGAAACUCCUGACGGAAACAAUACCGUUAGCCCGGUGCUUCAAUUGUCACCCAACAACACGACUCAAGGAAGCAAUCAUAUACGAUUCAGGUGCUUGGAAGAACUAUUACAAGCUGACUGGGAUGAAUUCAAAGAUCCAGAGAGCCAACUAGCGCGGUAUGAAUGGUGUGUCGGGACAUCUCGAGGGCUCUGUGAUAUGGUAAAUUUGAGGUCGGUGGAUGUAAAGACAAAAGGAGCUGCUCUUGUGAAGAGACUCCCUUCAGGCACGUUGCUGUUUGCUACAGUAUACGCCAUCAAUGGAGCAGGAUUGAGGACUCGUUUGGUGUCUGAACAUUGUAAGGUCAUAUCCAUUGCACCUAAGGUUGCGGAAGUUAUUGACAUUCCUACAUUGAACACGAGCAAUCUCUCUGAUAUUGACUGGAAAUCUAUGGCGGAAAGCCUCUCACUCAGAUGGGAGAUGAUUGGAAGAUAUGUUAAGGAUAUUUCCCGUUUGCGUAUUCAGGUAGCCAUCACACAGCCUUCCUCGAACCUGUCUUUACCGCAGAUUAAUUCGGAUAGGUCCUGGCGUAGCGAACCCCUAAUACACGAUUUCAUGGACGUUUUGACAUGGCAACGAAACGUGACUAUCCAGGGUGUGGAACUACAAGCAUGGGAACGUUAUCGAGGGGUUGUGAGGGUCUGGAACGAGGGAGGUAUUUAUAGUGAGUCCGCGAGUGAUGGACUGAGAAUCGAGCCCACUGCUCCUCCAAAGCGUGGAUUAUUUAUUUCAGAUAAAGCCGCUGAACAAGAGCCCCUACGUUGGCUUCCAAAUCUUAGAUUGCCCAAGGUUAACGACAGUGCAUUAGACUCGGAGAUAAAAUAUAUUUCUUCCCCUGGGGAGGUGGAAUUGAUUGUGAGAAGCGGCUUAAAUGACUCUAGCAAUAGAACAGCUUUCAUUUUGGAUCACAAUCUUUUCAGCCCGACCAAGGAAUUUAAAAUUAUUGUCCAAAAAGUUACGUCUGAGGCCAAUGAAACUAACACUACUGAGGAUUUCAGCGUAAUGAAAGUUUUCCCGGGUUUUACCAAUCCCGAGGGUCCGUGUUGUACCAGGCGCCCAGUUGAUCUACAAUCUGUCUUCAGUGAUACGCAUUUCAAAACCACCAUACCGUCCCAGCAUUUUGGUGUUUCUAUCGCUAGACUACCAAACGAUCAUUUUGUUGUUGGUUCUGCAGAUAAGGCGUUUGUUUUGCCCCUUCGAAACAGGGCCGCCAGCCACAUAACAUUGCUAGAUGACAUUGUUGGUUCUCCGACAUCACCUAUCAUUGUAGUAUCACACGGUAAUAGGUCCGCAUUCUUCGCCAAUGGCAAAGCUUAUAUUUAUCAAAGUGAAGUCAUUGACACCGGCGACCUUGAAUUAACUAAGACCGCAGUUCUGGGAAAUUGCAAGACUGUAUCAACUUAUAUUUGUGCUACAAACAACAAGUGGGCCGAUAAUGUGAAACAUGCUAUAGCCAUUAAUCAAAAUACGAUCGCUAUGACGGGAAUCAACUCAUCUACGAACGCCAGCGUUGUGGGCGUAUUCCAGGAGCGGAAUGGAACGUGGUUGUUUGCUCAAGCAUUGAGAAGAGGAAAGAGUGACUCUGACUUUGGAUUGUCUUUGACUUUGAAUGCGCGCAUCUUAGCAGUAGCUACAGGAGAAGGCAAGAAUUCUUGUAUCUCAGUAUACUCUGUCGAAUCUUUUACAUUACACUUGACCAUCUGCAUGUCUGAGCUCGAAGAUAAUACAGGUUCUCUGUCACUUUAUCUUACGGAGACUGACGCGCUAAUAAUGGUCUCUAAGGACUCCAAGUCAUUAAAAGUUCUUCAGCUCAACAUUUCAUCAAAGUCUUACAAAAAUGUAUGUCACCUUGAUUUCACACCAAACGAACGUCUGAGUGGAUACCUUGAUGUCAGUGCUCGGGAUGGAAGUUUUAUUAUCGCGUUAGGUAUGCAGACAUUAGAUGGCCGGGAUGGUGUGCAACUGGUAGGUUUCCAUGGAAUCUACUCAGAUCUUGAUCUUGAAAAAUGCGUAAACCUAGGACGUGUGGUCGCACGAGAAAGUGGAUUUAGAGUAGAUGAUGGAAUUCCACGUACUUCCGUGUCAUUCGACAAUGAUACCGUUUUGUUUGGAGCCCCAAAUGUUGUCACGUGGCCAGGACAGGGCGAGGAUUCAGGUACUGGAAGGGUCUAUGUGGCAACAUAUUGCCCUACCAAUCAUGUAAGAGUUCGAGUUUCUCAGAUCAAGGAAAUUGGUUCUGUACGUUGCGUGCCCUGCGAGGCUGGACAGAAGUCAUUUGGCGGGUUUGUGGAAAUGUGCUCAGAUUGCGAAGGAAUGUCUUGCUCAAAACCUCAAAGCGAUGAUCCGUUUAGUUUUAAAUCAAGUAUAUGUGAUUCGUUUUCCUGUCCUUCUGGAUCGAUGGUGAAUAACUCGACAAAUGGCAUGAACUUUUCGUUCCCGAAUGACUCAUUUCUCGUCCCUGGUCCAGAAAACCUUUACACUAUACAAUUACUUGAAACAACACGAGCCUAUCUUUCAACAAGUUCUCUCUCGGAGUCGUUCGUGAUCGAUCCGACAUCCCCUGAGACUGGAAUCGUCUACGAUGGACUUGGCAGCGACCCAAAUACAAACUGCUCGGACAAUUCGACUUUCGGUGAAGACAGUCAGUGCUCUACUCGCAGCUUUGAAGAAACUGAUGUGGACUAUACCAAUAAUACGCGAGAGGUACACGCCAGAUGGCUUGACUUCCUCGACGAAGAAAGCGACAUUGUAGAGUAUUUCUGGUGUAUAGGAUCUAAGCCUAUGACUGACGACAUUCGGCAGUGUGAAAGUACGGGAUUGAGGCCAAACGGAAGUCAUUACGGUCUUAACUUUGGGCAAGGUGACUCUUAUUACGUGACAGUUGUAGCUUGCAAUGGAGCUCGCAGAUGUUCUGCCACUCACAGUGAUGGCGUCACAAUAGAUACCACACCACCUGUGAUGGAAUAUGUCAGGGAUGGAAUUAUGGGGCCUGAUAUGGAUUUUCAGGUCUUUGUUGAUAUCAUCUUUGCCUAUUUCUCGGCGAGAGAUCCUGACAGUGGUGUGACGUCAUAUGAAGUUGCGUGGGGAACUGCACCUGGUUCAACAGAUAUCAAGGAAUUCGAGGAAGUUACCAACACAACGAUAUGGCUAGCUAAGUUCAAAGACAACGCACUUGGCGUAGGAAACAAAUACUACGCCACUGUGCGAGCCACAAACGGAGCUGGUCUAUUGUCAGAAAAGCUGUCUUCAAACGGGAUUGUAGUCGGCAAGUCGGAAUACAUUUUUGACAACGCGUCCGCCGCCGAGUUUUUCUUUGAUACGGUGAAUGUUAAAGAAGAUGGAUCGCGCAAGGACGGUGGAGUGGGAAAGACAUACGGGACAUUGACUGUACCAGAAGGUGCUGUCGAGGAGCAGGUGAAGUUGAGAUCGUACAGUUUGGAUGAGAAAACAAUGGAUACGAACCAGACUGAGGAGGGUCCCGUUAGCAAUCCUAAGUACACUAGGCCCAAGCAAUUCAUGCUUGGAAAUUACAGUUUUGUCAUCAAGGCGUUAGACCCGAAGAAUAACACGGUGAAAGAAGGCUUCAAAUUUGCUGAGCCAAUCACAAUUGCCAUGUUCUACGACGUUGAUAACCUGGUGAAAGCCAACAGAAAGCACGUCAAUAAUGAACUCACCAAGGAAGACAUAGAUCCUGUGUUGUAUCUUUGGGAUCCCAAGAAUGAAACCUGGUUUGAUGCAGCGCUCACGUGCCCUGAGCCCUGGAGUCACGUGAACAAGUCGAUCAAACUGUUGACAGUGAAAGUCUGUCACCUGACUCAGUUCUCGUUCCUUUGGUCAUUCUACGCAAAAAAUGGUCUGGUUUUACUCGAUAAAAACAACUCAAUGUACAAUGACAAUGGAGCCGUAGAAGUUACCCGCUCCAGACAAGUCACCAAACUGGAAUUUCCAGUACGUAGAGCGAAAGGUUCCCUGGGUGACGUAACUGUGCAAUGGUCUCUGUACCAAAAUGAUUCGUCUGACAGUAUGGAGAUCGUGUGGCCGAAAUCUGGACAGGUGUCGUUAGCUGAUGGUCAGUGGAACGACUCGUUUAUCAUCAACGUCGCCAGUGACAAGAAAGAAGUACACGAGAGUGUGGUUUGGAUCCAGUUAGAUAAAACCACAGGCGGCGCUGUCCUCGCAUCACGUGAUCAAACUACAGCCAAGAUCUUAAUCACUGGAAAUGAAGGAAAGAGUGGGGCCUGGAGAUGGAUUGUGACUGGCGUCUGCUGUGGCGUGUUCCUUAUUGUUGUCGGUGUUCUUGUGUAUUGGCUACAUAAAAAGAAACAAGAGUCACAAAGGAUUGUGGAUAAGAGAACCGAGAUUGAGCUUCCCUUCUGCAGUUCGAUGCGAAGAAAACGAGGCCUGACUGAAAGAAUGUAUGGUAGCAACUUUGAUACACUACAACCCGAUGAGAAAGCUGUUCCACAAAUGUAUGCUGGUGAUAUAGGGACACUGAGUCUUGUUCCAAAAAAUACACAAAUGGCCCUUUCUUCAUUGCCGGACACUCCUGAAAUACAUCGCGUGUGGAACCUCGAGCAGGCUGGUGAUGAGGAAACGGGAAGCCUUAGUAGUGGUGCAGACUCAUUUUUGGAUGAAGGAAGCGACAACGCAAUGCGACCAAUCACUGCAAAAAAGAAAAGCUUUAAACACAGAUUGACAAACCGGCUCAGGAUCACCACGAAAGACAAACACCAUCUUAGCCCUGCAGCAGCCCUCACUCCGGCAAGCAGCGACGAUGAAAUGGAAACGUCUUUCACAUCUUACAAAAGGACAGGAAUGUGUCUAACUAACCCACUGUAUGACUUAGGGCUGAACUCUUCUGCGGAUGUCUCCGGGGCGGAAUCGCCACUCCCUGAAGAGGGCAGCCCAAAGUCCGAAAAACAGAAACAAGUACAUGUGAAGACGAUCAGGGUACAUCGAGUGAACAGCCAGGAGGAUGGGUUUGAUUCGACUGAAAACACCAACAGUCAAGAAAACUCGAUCGGACAUGCCCACAAUACUACCGAGGACUCAACAGUAACAGCCAUUGAAGAAGGCAAAAAUUAAGGGAGCAAAGUCUGUGCGGACAAACAGACAGUUUCAUUUUUAAAACCAAAACAUUAAAGAAUUGAAGCAUAUUUUGAGCUGAUUUUUUUUUUUUUAAUUAUUGCCUUACUUAUUUCACAACCAUUCAAAUGUUAAUAAUUUUUUUAAGGAGGACCCAAAGUAUGACGGAGUUUAAUUGAUUAUCAAAUAUAGUAGUGUUUCGCUGCUCCUCGUAAUUCUGAGGUAAUGUGAGUUGUCCUGUUCUGCUUCUGUUUGAAUUUCAUAGAUUUUUUUAAGAUUUGUAGACUUGGUUAAUAGAAUAACACUUGAAAUAAUAAUAUUUCUUCCUAAGCUGUUAGAGAAACUAAAUAAA
Molecule: messenger RNA, 21103 nt
Organism: Pocillopora verrucosa
Lineage: Eukaryota; Metazoa; Cnidaria; Anthozoa; Scleractinia; Pocilloporidae
Source: RefSeq, a predicted model, not a curated record